Molecule: messenger RNA, 615 nt
Organism: Rotaria sp. Silwood1
Lineage: Eukaryota; Metazoa; Rotifera; Eurotatoria; Philodinida; Philodinidae
Source: the annotation of a GenBank genome assembly
AUGGCAAAUGAGAAAAUAGAUAAUCUUAGUCAAAAACUAUCUCUUGUUGCAGUUACUUUUGGAGUUAUAGCUUUAGUAUUUACUUGUGUUGGCAUUAGUACACCAAAUUGGGAAUUAUCAUAUACAAAAACAAGUGUUCCAUCAUAUUCUUUAUCGAGUACGGCAAAUUUUUUCUAUACUUGCCAUUUUACCAAUGGUUCAUACGAGGAUUGUACAAGUCGUACAGUUAAUCUUAUGAAUUAUCCAAGAUAUUUAUCAUCAUAUCCAUGGAUGACUGAUUAUUAUUUGCGUAUACAAAAUGCAGCUGGCUUAUGUAUUGUUGGUAUUCUCUUUCUUGUUUUUGGUACAAUGACGACAUUAGUUCUGGCAUUUAUUCCAUUAUCAACAUGGAUUAAUAUAAUUCCAUCUAUAUUAUUAUUUUUUGCUUGUUUAUUUAUGCUUGCUGGUAUGGCUGAAGGUUCACGUUAUUUAUUAUAUAAUGGCUAUUCAGCUAAUUUGUAUCAAGCAGGUCAUCUAUUUACUAUAUUGACUCUAAGUUUAAGUGCUUUUACUAUAGGUCGUAUUCAUUUUUCUCGUAUGAUAGAAAAAGAAGUUCAAACUAUUGCUCGUAAAUAA